AUGAGUGGCUCCGAUUCUACUCCUACUGGGGUCAUCUCCAGCAGCGCUGACCGUAUGGUGGGCAUGGAGCAUUCCGAAGUCCGCUACUUCACCAGUUACGAUCAUCAUGGUAUUCACGAGGAGAUGUUGAAAGAUGAUGUCCGGACUCGGUCUUACCGCGAUUCGAUCUACCAAAAUCGCCACAUUUUCAAGGACAAGGUCGUUCUUGACGUCGGCUGUGGGACUGGAAUUCUGAGCAUGUUCGCGGCGCGUGCUGGCGCUAAGCACGUCAUUGGUGUCGACAUGUCCUCCAUCGUCGAGAAGGCCAAGGAGAUCGUUGCUGUCAAUGGCCUCUCUGAAAAGGUCACUCUUCUGCAGGGAAAGAUGGAGGAGGUCCAGCUUCCCUACCCCCACGUCGACAUCAUCAUCUCCGAGUGGAUGGGUUACUUCCUUCUGUACGAGAGCAUGCUGGACACCGUCCUGUACGCUCGUGACACCUACCUUGCCCCCGGUGGCAAGAUCUUCCCCGAUAAGGCUACUAUGUACGUGGCCGCCAUCGAGGAUGGCGAGUACAAGGACGACAAGAUUGGAUUCUGGGACAACGUUUGGGGCUUUGACUACAGCCCCAUGAAGGAAAUUGCCCUCACCGAGCCAUUAGUUGAUACCGUCGAGGUCAAGGCUUUGGUAACCGACCCCUGCCCCAUCAUCACCUUCGACCUGAACACCGUCACUACCGCUGAUCUGGCUUUCAAAGUUCCCUAUGAGGUGACAGCUAAGCGGAGUGACUUCGUCCACGCUUUGAUCGCGUGGUUCGACAUCGAGUUUAGUGCUUGCCACAAGCCCAUUACCUUCUCUACCGGGCCUCAUGCCCGAUACACUCACUGGAAGCAGACCGUCUUCUACCUUCGUGACGUGCUCACCAUCGAGGCUGGCGAGAAGGUCUCUGGUUACCUCGAGAACCGCCCCAACGACAAGAACAAGCGUGACCUGGACAUCACCAUUGACUACAAGUUCGAGGUCAUGGAUGAAAACCGCUUUGCAGAGGGCAGUUGCUUCUACCGGAUGUAA
Penicillium chermesinum is the source of this 1047-nucleotide messenger RNA. RefSeq names its product protein-arginine omega-N methyltransferase HMT1 (gene rmtA). Gene Ontology annotation, molecular function: protein-arginine N-methyltransferase activity. Gene Ontology annotation, biological process: peptidyl-arginine methylation. Gene Ontology annotation, cellular component: nucleus. The transcript has 6 exons. The record is from RefSeq and is a predicted model, not a curated record. NCBI's taxonomy places the organism in Eukaryota, Fungi, Ascomycota, Eurotiomycetes, Eurotiales, Aspergillaceae. The coding region runs from base 1 to 1047 and encodes 348 amino acids.